AUUUACGGACAAUGUCACAUUAUAAUAUUUUUUUAAAAAAUCUAUGUAUGUCAUAUACCAUUUAAUAAAAACUCAUGUAUCAUGUGUCAUUGAUAUCCUAUUGAUCCUUAUACCCUAAACCCUUAUUCAAAGUCUAAAAGUUUAAUAAUUUUGUAAAAUAACCAUGAUCACGAUAAUAAAAUUUGUAUUCUCAUAUCUAUUUUAUGGUAUAAGAUAUUUUUGUUCAAAUGCAUAAUAACAUUGUUCUAUUUUUUUUAUAAAAAAAAUAUCAUAAUUCCAAAACUCAUAAAUUUAACUUUAAAAGAAUCUUUAAAAACCUAUAAAUUAAAAUGCAUAACAUAAAUACAAUGCAUUUACCAUACAAGACAAAUCAAAUAGUUUAUUCAGUUUUAUGUACUAUUAUAAAAUAUAUUAGAAGUUAAAUAAAAAUUUAGGAAAAUAUUAUCAGAUUUUUCUAAGUUUUUACCGGGUCAACUGGUAUCGGUUCACGGAUUAAUAGCAGUGUUUUUUUAUCAUAUUUUAAUUAAUGAAUUUUCAUUAAAUCUAAAUUUUGCGAAAACAUAUGAGUUGGUAGAACCUCUCAUAGAAUGCUACAUAAAGAACAUAAGCAUCUCUGAAUUAUAUAUGGCAACCAGGUUUACUGGCUCGACAUCGGAUCUGAUAUGGAAACAUUACUUAUAUUUUGAAUACAAAAUAUUAGGAUAAUUUAGGUUUUGGGUAAUUUGUUUUUAUAAAUAGUAUUUUUAUGAUAUUUGUUUAUUUAGAAAUUAAAUAUAAUUAAUAUUCGUAGAAAAUACUUUUUAUUUUAAAAUUUCAUAUACCCCUUUGGUUCUCGGUUUGGUUUCAAGAGAUAUAAGAUUUGGUCGGUUAUUUAUGAAAUUCGGUUCAAUUUUGUUUUUUUUUUUCAGUUUGGUUCCUAGGUUCCGGAUAAAUGUUCUAAGACUUUAUAUACUAUCUCAUAUAGAAAUUCAUUAAAAAAGAUUGAAAACCAAAAAUAAACCCGCGCUUUUCAAGCGCGGGUCAGAAUCUAGUUAUUAUUAUUAUAUGAUUCAGUCUCCUUGUUCUUCUUGGAUGCAGAUUGGUCAAGGUACUUAUAGCAGUGUAUACAAGGCUCGUGAUCUUCUCAACAACAACAAGAUCGUUGCACUUAAAAGAGUCCGGUUCGAUCUUAGCGAUUUAGAAAGCGUUAAGUUUAUGGCUAGAGAGAUCAUUGUCAUGAGGAAGCUUGAUCAUCCCAAUGUGCUUAAGUUACAAGGCUUGAUCACCGCCUCUCUUUCGUCUUCUCUUUACUUGUUUUUCGAGUACAUGGAUCAUGAUCUCGUUGGACUUGCCUCCAUUCCCGGUAUCAAGUUCUCUCAGCCUCAGAGGAUUACUGGAGGAAACUGAAACUACCACCUUCAGCUCCGUUUAAACCUGCGCUUCCUUACAGACGACGUGUAGCAGAGAUGUUUAAGGACUUGCCUAUGAAAGUGCUUUCUCUUUUGGAGGCUUUACUCUCCAUAGAUCCUGAGCAGGGAGGCUCUGCAGCUAUAGUUCUUGAGACUGAGUAGCUGGUUUUUAACUUUAUGUUAGAUACCGCUAUCUUUACUUUUGUGUGAUUUGAUGAUAACACAUGGUUAUUGUGGAGCAGUACUUCAGAACGUAGCCGUUUGCUUGUGAUCCAUCUUCUCUACCAAAAUAUCCUCCAAGCAAAGAGAUUGAGAUGAAGCGAAGAGGCAACAAAGGUCGGCACAGGAGAAGAAAGACUCUCUGACAAGACGGAUCACACGAAAGAAAACUUAUCCCACCGGUAAAAGCUAAUCCAUCACUCACAGCGGCUAUGGAGGUAACAGAGAGUCUUGAUAUGCUAUGGUUUGGUGUUCCAUCAGAAUAUUAACUUAAACCAAAAAUAAAACUUGUUGUCCCAAUACAGAAUCCUUAUCUAAGAAGAUGUGUUCCGGGUCAUUCAACAAGACAAAUGCAGAUCAGCAACAAUGCCGCAAGUGGAAGAGUCUCUUAGACCAGCUCCAUCGGGACCUCUUAAAUGAGGUUCUAAACAGAAAAGUGAAAAAAAAAAUGAAAAAACGAAAUAAAUCAGAGAACCAAUCUUUAAACUGAGAUUUUAAGGAUUGGUAAAGAGCCUUAAGUGUCACCUUACUCAUUAUAUUCUAGGGUUUUCAUUUAAUUUUUUGACACUUAAAGGAAGCAACUCUGUUGUUGUAGUUGUCUACGCAAAUAUGAAGCCAGAAUUUCGUGCUUGCUUUGAUAGGUUUUUAAGCUUUUUGUCAAAUGUAUACAUUAUCAAAUAUGAAGGCAGAAUUUCUUGGACAUCAAUAAACUUCAGAAGAAAGAAAUAUAUAGAUAUCUCAUGAAGAUGAUGAUACUUGCAAAUCCAUUUCAUUCAUUUAUAAAAAUCCACUUAUUUUGAUUUUGAAACUUAUAUCAUUGAUUUUGAAAUCUGUUUGUUUAAUUUUGAAAUCAAGAGAUUUGUAGAUGAUUUGUAAAUCCAAAACUUUUUUCAAAAUCCACUACAAUUCUAGAAUCAAUAACCCCCACUAGUGAGUUUAAUUAAAAGAAAAAGUAAACCAAACCGGUUCUAAAAAUCCUGGCCGUUAGACCACCCGCAUCGGGGGUUUAUGAGAGAGUCAUGGGCUCGGUAUCAUAGGCCUUUUCGAUUAAAAGAAAUGAAUAAAUGGGUUUCAACCCGUGAACCGGGUCUUCCAAGUGAGCCCGUAUGAUACGGGGUCAUGCCACGCGGCGCAGAGGGAGUGGCUACGCGAUCUUGCGUGUUGAGUGAGAAAAAAAGGGUUUCGCGUGAAAGAUUUCAUUUUCCCUUCUCUCUUCGAAAUCUAGGGUUUCUCCGUCUCUGAGGCGAUUUCGUGUCGGAGUCCAGAGCCGGAGAUUUUCUCGAUCAAUUCGUCGUCGGAGUCACUCGUAAACGCUCUCAGGUGAGUCUCAAUCACUCCGAGGACGAGAUAGCUUCGAUUUGAUCUCGAGAGGUUUCUAGGUUAAGGAAGUCGAUUUGGGGUUUCGUCUUAGGGUUGGAAAUCGAGAAGGGGGUUUCGAUUUCUUGGUUAAAAUCGACAUACGGUUUCCUUUUAGGGUUCGUUUAUCGUGGAUUUCAUUUCGAUUUGGGGGUUUUGUGUAAGGGUUCAAAAUCUAAAAGGGGGUUUUAAUUUCUUCGUUUAAAUCAACAUACGGAUUUCUUUUACUGUUCGUUCAUCGUGGAUUUGAAUUGGAUUUGGGGGUUUUUAUUUAGUCUUUCAAUUUUUUUUUUUUGUUUCUCGGUUGCUUCCGUUCUAAUUAUUUGUUUUCCUGAUACAGAUGGAUCCCGAAGCAGAGAUAAGAGACACAAAGAGAAGAAAGGAGCACAUCGAUAUGCUUUCAUACGUGUGUGAUUCAGAACACGGGAUUCCAACGAGGUGUCCCUGUGGUGGGAGUAUAAUUCACGAGGUUCGUGGGAAGGAGGAAUACGACACUCUCCCCGGCAAGCGUUUCUUCACCUGCAUAAACUACGAGGCUGAUGGUUUUCAUUAUCGUCAGCCUUGGGUCAUUGGUGUGCAGGAGCAUAUCGAACGGCUCACAAGUCGUGUGGAGGAGGUGGAGGCGGUGAUCAAGUGGCUGCCGGAGGUGAAUAAUAAGAUUAAGAGUCUGGAGGCAGAGGUAAAAGCCCUCACUGUGGAGGUUAAUAGGCUCACUGGGAAGGUUUAUAACCUGACCGUGCAGGUGGAUCACUUGGAGAAAUGCUGCUUCGACUGAAAACACAAAGGUAACCACACUAUAACUAGAGUUGUUGCCUAAUGAAUUUUAACUUGAAGUAGGUUAGAGUAGUAGUAGAAUUUAAACUUGAACUGAACCAGAACUGAAGUAGUUGUGUAGUUAAGUUAAGUGUAAUCAAUUUUUGAAUGGUCUGUGUGAACUUGAAUUUAAACUUGAACUGAACCAAAACUAAAUUUAAACUUGAAAUAAUUAAUUUGAAAACCUGAUUUGAUGUUUAUUGAAUGGUCUGUGUGAAGUAGUUGUGUAGUUAAGUUAAGUGUAAUCAAUUUUUGGUGGUUAGAAGGUGUUUACUUCCUUGUACUUUCAAACCCAAAAGUAGUUUAAAAACCUAGCUAAUCGACAUCUUAAAACACAAACGAAAACUUAAAAACUUCAAUACUCAACCAAAAUGGUCCUUUAAACUCUCCCGGCUUUGUUAACCUGCUUA
Messenger RNA from Brassica napus (rape), 4186 nucleotides. RefSeq lists its product as uncharacterized. The record is from RefSeq and is a predicted model, not a curated record. Lineage: Eukaryota; Viridiplantae; Streptophyta; Magnoliopsida; Brassicales; Brassicaceae. The transcript has 4 exons. Bases 3304 to 3738 code for a protein of 144 amino acids.